ACCAAAGACUGGGGGAGGGGUGGGGGCUGCGCUGGAGGCAGGUUUUCUGGGCCACACGGAGGUGCAGCGGCGUUGGUGGCUCAGUGGCUGAGCGUCGAUACUCCUGUCCCCACCCCGCUAGCCAGCUGCCAGCUUUCCCGUUGGCAACAGGCGGGGGGACCCCAGCAUGUGGAGGCAGAAUGGCUGGCUCAGAGUCACCUCGAGAACCCAGGACUCCCUGGGGCGGGUGCUGGCUGGUGCCCUGACGCCCCGCCCGCCCCUCGCAGACUGCCUGCUGAUGCUGGCCUACAGGGACCGGGCGGAGCGCGCCAAGGGCCUGCGGGAGCGCAGCAGCCUGACGCUGGAGGACAUCUGCGGCCUGGAGCCCGGCCUGGCCUACGAGGGCCUGGCCCACACGCUGGCCAUCAUCUGCCUGUCGCAGGCCGUCAUGCUGGGCUUCGACAGCCGCGAGGCCAUGUGCGCCUGGGACACCCGCAUCCGCUACGCCCUCGGCGAGGUGCACAGGUUCCCCGUGACGGUGGCGCCGGGCACCAAGCUGGAGAGUUGGGUUCUUAAGACUCAGCGCAAGGAGGUCCCAGCCUGGCGGGCGCCCCAUGGACCCCAGCCCCCACAGGAGCGACGCCACGCCAGCCGCACGGCGGCUGCAGCCGGACACUUCACCUUCUUUAGGACCAAUCACGGCAACGCGGAGAGGGAGCUGCAGGCGCCAGCAGGUCCGACCGCUCACAGGAAUGGGCGCUGCGGCCCGGCCGGUGCCAAGUUCCUUUACGCUCAGGCAUCGACAACCCGCCUAACUGUCACCCCAGAGACCAACCUUUGA
This is a messenger RNA of Myotis davidii, 820 nucleotides long. RefSeq names its product docking protein 7 (gene DOK7). Gene Ontology annotation, biological process: positive regulation of protein tyrosine kinase activity; neuromuscular junction development. The record is from RefSeq and is a predicted model, not a curated record. The transcript has 3 exons. Gene Ontology annotation, molecular function: protein kinase binding. Bases 167 to 820 code for a protein of 217 amino acids. NCBI's taxonomy places the organism in Eukaryota, Metazoa, Chordata, Mammalia, Chiroptera, Vespertilionidae.